UAGAUUCUUCCUUGAACUGGGAACUAACCUUGUUCGACGAAUCUCAGAGCGUUUCGUGUUUCCCAUCGGAAGAAGAAAAGCACUUGUACUUACUAUUUGAACCUACAAGGUUUUAUUCGAGUCGAAGCUCGUUGGGUUUUUUAUUAGUAAAACUCGAAGCAGGUUUGGAGAUUUUUUUGUCGAAUCUGUUAGGUUUGAUCUAAAUUGAAGGAAGAAGAUGACGAUGCUGAGGAUCCGAAGCAGAGAUGGAUUGGAGAGAGUGAGCGUAGAUGGAGGAGCUCACGUAACAGUCUCCCAACUCAAAACCCUAAUCCAAGAUCAGCUUCAGAUCCCAAUCCACAACCAAACCUUAUCCACCGAUCGCAACCUUCUCCUCGCCAAGUCUCCUUCUGAAUUCCUUGCCUUCACCGACAUGACCGAUCCUAACCUCCCUAUCUCCUCUCUCAAUCUCUCCCACGGCUCUAUCCUCUACCUCGCUUACGAAGGCGAGCGUACCAUCCGCGGUGGUCCCGCCGUCACUCCCGCCGGCUCCUUCGGUAAGAAGAUGACCGUCGAAGAUCUCAUCGCUCGUCAGAUGCGCGUCGGCCGCCAGGAGACGUCUCACUGCGACUCUGUCUCCUUCGAUCGCGGUUGCGCCAAUGCGUUUCAGCAUUACGUCAACGAGUCCCUCGCCUUCGCUGUCAAGCGCGGUGGCUUCAUGUACGGGAACGUCUCUGAGGAUGGUCAGGUUGAGGUCGAUUUCAUCUACGAGCCACCGCAGCAGGGCAUGGAGGACAAGCUCAUUCUCAUGAGAGAUGCUGUUGAAGAGAAGCGUGUGGAUGCGAUUGCUUUGGGGUUAGGGAUGAGGAGGGUUGGGUUCAUAUUCAACCAGACCGUGACGCAGGACAAGAAGGAGUACACUUUGUCCAAUGUUGAGGUGUUGCUUGCGGCUCAGCUUCACGCUGAGAGCGAGUUGAAGGAGUGGGUCACUGCUGUUGUGAAGCUUGAGAUCAACGAGGACGGUGGUGCGGAUGUCCACUUCGAGGCUUUUCAGAUGAGUGAUAUGUGCGUUAGGUUGUUCAGGGAAGGAUGGUUUGAGACGGAGAUUGGAUCUGAUGAUGAUCCCAAGCUCUCCAAGAUGAAGAAAGAGGUUGUUGUUGGUGUCAAGGAUCUUAAAGAAGUCGAUAAUGAUUUCUUCCUCGUUGUUGUCAAGAUCUUGGAUCAUCAGGGAUCGCUGUCGUGUACCUUCCCGAUAGAGAACCGGAGCAUUCAAACAACAAUGCGGGCUUUGAAAACACAUAUGGAGCGAACAAGGAGCCUCCCUUUUGUGAAGAGGAUCUCUGAUUUUCAUCUUCUUCUCUUUGUUGCCCAGUUUCUAGACGUAUCAUCAGACGUCCCAGCGUUGGCUGAGUGCGUCCGUCUCCAGUCUCAUGUCCCUGAGGGUUAUGAGUUGCUCAUCGAGUCCAUGGCCGCUACUUCUUAGUUUUUCGUCUUUUAUCUCUCUUUCUGUAUGCCUUGCUCGAGUAUCGAUCUUGUCAAACGUUAGCACUUUUGAGUGAGUGCCUUCGUUCGUAGACCAGACAAGCUUACAAGAGUUUGGCACUUCCUUAGUUUUUUUACAAGUCUGUGUGUUCAUAUUCUAUCCUUCAGAUUUUUGUGUACAAGUUUUACUUAUUUCUUUAAAUUAUCUUUUUUUAUACGCAAUAUAAAAUGAAGAAAAUUUGAAGGAGAAA
Molecule: messenger RNA, 1712 nt
Organism: Camelina sativa (false flax)
Lineage: Eukaryota; Viridiplantae; Streptophyta; Magnoliopsida; Brassicales; Brassicaceae
Product: NPL4-like protein B
Biological process (GO): ubiquitin-dependent protein catabolic process
Cellular component (GO): nucleus
Molecular function (GO): ubiquitin binding; ubiquitin protein ligase binding
Source: RefSeq, a predicted model, not a curated record